AUGCAGACUAAUAAGGAGAUAGGAAAAAUAUAGAGUACUACCCCCAUUUUCAUUGCAAAGGCUUUGGAGUUUUUUAUAGAAGAUAUAACAAAGCUAUCUGUUGAGUGCACUUAAAAAUGCAAGGACAAUAAAAUUACUCCUUCACAUAUAAAAGAGGUAAUCGAGAGCAAUGAAAAGUUUGCCUUCUUAAAAGAGACUGUUAGUAAGAUUACAGAAUUAGACAAAUCAAAGAAGGAAGUAACCCCAAGUUCAUCAAGUGCUACUGGUGGAGCCAAGAGAAAGUAAAAAGAGAAUGCUAAGAAAUAAGGAGAUGCAGUGCAUGUAGUGGAGAUGAUAAAACCUUCAGUAUCUGCAGAUUAGGCUUUAACAAUCGCUAAUAAAAAGACCAAGCCUUCUUUAUAAAAGAUUGUAGAUGUGGAAAUAGAAUCUGGGAAAAAGCGCAGAGCUCCUGCACCAAAAAGAGCAGCAAAAUAAACUAAGAAGUCAAAAGCAAUUUCAGAUGAGGAUGAUUCUUCUUCUUUAGAUGAUGAUGAUGAUUAUAUUGAGGAGACCAAACGCAAUUGA
Messenger RNA from Stylonychia lemnae, 564 nucleotides. Lineage: Eukaryota; Ciliophora; Spirotrichea; Sporadotrichida; Oxytrichidae. The record is from the annotation of a GenBank genome assembly.